This is a messenger RNA of Laccaria bicolor S238N-H82, 258 nucleotides long. RefSeq lists its product as uncharacterized. The record is from RefSeq and is a predicted model, not a curated record. The transcript is spliced from 5 exons. NCBI's taxonomy places the organism in Eukaryota, Fungi, Basidiomycota, Agaricomycetes, Agaricales, Hydnangiaceae. The coding region runs from base 1 to 258 and encodes 85 amino acids.
AUGAACACUGGUUGCAACUUGGACAUCGCUUCUGGAAUCAAGUCAACGAAGAUGGUGAGAGUUAUUGGAUAUUUGAAAGUUGAGACCCUUCUUGUCCAGCCAAUCCCAUUGAUUCCAACACUUGACGUGUUUCCUUUGAUUUGGUUGGUGCUACUCAUCAUCUCUCUUCUGAAACUGGGGUUUGCAUUUAUCCUCAUCGUCGUCCUUGCACUUGUGUUCAAUAUUAGUACCAAUGUUAUUGGUUUCACCUAUGCGUAA